Molecule: messenger RNA, 3043 nt
Organism: Myxocyprinus asiaticus (Chinese sucker)
Lineage: Eukaryota; Metazoa; Chordata; Actinopteri; Cypriniformes; Catostomidae
Product: cyclic AMP receptor-like protein A
Exons: 15
Coding region: 100-1170 (356 amino acids)
Biological process (GO): adenylate cyclase-activating G protein-coupled receptor signaling pathway; cell surface receptor signaling pathway
Cellular component (GO): plasma membrane
Molecular function (GO): G protein-coupled receptor activity; cAMP binding
Source: RefSeq, a predicted model, not a curated record
UACGCACGCCGUAUGUGUCAAUGUGGCUGUUAUCCUCUCAUGAUGUGUGAGAUCAGUACCAAAACAGUAGUAAGUAAAAAUAAAAAAUAAUAAUGGAAGAUGAGCAUCCAGUCCAGGUUAAAAACAAUAGCGGCUCCCUUUGUACUUUCUUUAACGCAGCAGCGGACGACUAUCGAUGUUCCUCAUUUUAAUCCUCAGGAUGUGAUUCUAAAAGUGAAAAGAGCCACAGGGACAUUUUCACUGGUAGCAUGUCUUUUCAUGCUCUUCGCAAUAUGGCUGCUGCGCCGAUAUAACUCUUUGGCUCAGAAAAUGAUAGUCAGUCUGACAGUAGCUGCAUUUUUUGACAGUGUUGCAUAUGUUAUGGGAGAGUCUCAUCCAGGGGAGUCUCUGUGUGAUUUUCAAGCCUGGUGGCUCACAUAUUUUGACUGGAGUGCUCUGGCCUGGGUGUGUCUUAUUACUGUCAAUCUGUACCUGAACCUGGUGAGAGAAAUCAGAACUGAACAUUAUGAGAUACUAUACCAUGUCGUGGCAUGGGGGGUUCCUCUGCUCAUGUCUAGCCUCCCCCUGGUGGCUGGAUACUAUGGUCCUGCUGGCGCCUGGUGCUGGAUUACUGAUGAACAUGUUGCGUGGAGGUUUGGCAUAUGGUACGUCCCGCUGUUUACGCUGAUUAUCCUCAUGAUCUGCUGUUACGCUCGAAUCAUCUGUGUGGCCAAUGAACGGAUGCGUUCCUGGUUAGGCACCUUUAACCCAGAAAGAGAGAGAAGGAAGAUAUCUCUAGCUGAAGAGAUCAGACCGCUGAAGUGGUAUCCCUCUGUCUAUCUGCUCGUCUCUAUCUUCCCCCUCAUAAAUCGACUGCAUAAUGCUGCUUGCCCAGAAGACCCUGUGUUUUCACUGACUCUACUGCACGUUCUCAGUGCACCCUUGCAUGGGCUUGCCAAUGCUCUGGUCUUUGGUAGGGACACCUGGAGUCAACUGAGUAAGACAGGAAUAAAGAUGGCACUCCAGUCUCGACUGUGUGACAGUACACGGAUCGGAGAGUAUUACCCAGCGAGUGUAAGAUACACACAUGAGCUCAGUACAAACUCUGAUUCUGACGAUGAGGACAAUAAUGUCCUCUUUUACAGCCCGGACAUGAUUUUGAAAGACAGGGGAACCUGGGAGAGUGUUUAGGAAAGACGUUUGUGUUUGUGUAUAUCUUUACACUCCUUGCCUUUGAACCCUUUAAUUAAAUAGUUUAUUAUACAGAAAAGAAAAUCAUUGAUAGAAGUCUUCCUAUACCUACAAUAAUGGAUAAUAGCAUAGCAAUUAUGAGUACUGUAUUAAUAUGGAAAUGAAGCUUUUCAAACAAGUAUUCUACCACCUUAAUAUUAGAUGGUUUGUUGUAUAAAAUGGAAUUGCUCUUUUGUAAAGCCCUUUCUAUUCUAUUCAGCUGUAUAUUUCAGACAGAUAUACUGUCAGAGAUUUAUCUUAUUGACCUUAAGAUUGAGCAUGUUUUAUUAUUAUAUUUAUGAAUAUGUAUGCUUUAUUUUUGUAUUGGUUGAAGAUUCAACGAAUUUGAAAUACAAAUAUAAUAACUUUCUAUUAUGUCUCUGUGUGUGUGUGUCAUUUAGUAGUGCAGUGAGCUGGCACUCUCAGCUAAUUAGCUAAUUAACUUUAAGUUCAAUUUAAUUAACUCUACAUUUCAAAUGUCUUAGCACUUAUAAAAUCAGGAUGAUUCAUUAAAGACAUGUGGAAUAAAACUGAUGAGUCACUUGAGCAGCUUAAGACAUGCUUCAUAGAAAAGGGUUAUAAAAGCUACUCAGAAUAACUAGAGAUAUAGACUCAAGAGUAUGACUAGCAUGGGUGUCUUUAAAUGAAUUAUGCUGAAUUAUGUAACUCUGUAUUACGAAAGGCUUUUAAAACAAUACUGUCAUCUAGUGGACAAAAGUGUAAUAAAUUUAAUUGAAAAGGGUCUUUAUGUGAAAAAAAUAAAAUUGAAAAUAAAACAGACGCCAAAAUGGUAAUCAGCUAUUUAUUUUUUUUAAUGUUAUUUAAUGUAUUAAAUAAGCUUUACAUAUAAGGAGACCUGAUAUUGUCUUUGUCCGUGCUCAUGAUUGGCUUUUUUAUGUUAUGUCAUCUAAACGCAUUAAACAGCGAUUGGUGAACACCUCAACGAAUGUGAUGAGAAAACCAAUCAUUGACGAGUGCGAGUUGACAAAAGAAGAGAAAUGCAACAGUAAUCAUACACAGUUUCAUAACAACAGCUGUUGAAAAUACUUGAACAGCCAAGGCGCUUCCGGAACAACAUCAAGAACAUUCACAACAUACAAACGGGGUUUUUCUGGGCUUCCAAACAUUUGAUCAAGGCAAAUAUUUUAUAAUUGUUCAGACACGGUAGAAACUGUACAUUCUGUACACCAUGGUAUGACUUCUGAUCAAAGCCAGCGUUUACGUGGUGCGCAAAAUCAGCGCUGCCCUUAAAGAUGGAGAGCAGACAGAACAACCUGUGCUCACACCAUGUGACCUGGCUAAAAGAAAAAAGGAGCGCUUUGCAACAGAUGCAGCACUAAUGUCAACUCCAGAGCCUGAGGGUGCUUUUGCGUCACCUGCACCUGCAGAGACAGCAGUACAGAAAUGUGGUUCCUGAGGUUAAAGGUCACGCAGAAGCAGAACUGGCCUCAAUGGGGUCUGUUUUGCUGACUCAGAAGGCAGAUUGUGACAUAAAGGUCUGACAUCAGACCAGUUUUGCUCUGCGUGACCUUUUUAUUGGUGCAAAUUCUCACACUUUCUCUCUACCUCUGUCUCUCUCUCUCUCUCAUUCUUUUCUCCUCUUUUUGUGUCCCAUCAGCUAUAGUAUGUGAAGGUCUGUUCAUCAACUUCUGCCUCAGGAGUGGUUCAGAUCUGAUGUUUACCUACAGCUUUUAUAGUGACCAGCUCUUUUGCUAACUGACUGUAUAGUGACUGAGCACAUAUCACUGUCAUUAAAAAUAACAAAGGAGUUUAUUUAUAACCUCAUGUCAUGUUUGCCAUGACAAACGCAACCAAUAAAAUUGUGAAACUUCAA